AAAGAUGGAAAUCUUUCCCCUCUUCAUGAACAGAGAGAGGGAAUGAGUUUGCAGGAGAGACUGAAUGACUUACAAAGAAGUAUAAAACUCUCUUCUAGUUCUCUGUUAAAUGAUGUCAUUCAUUAAACAAGAAGCAUACGCACAAAACAGUAAUGGACCUGUCAAAAUAUCUUCUGCUUUUGAUUAGCACUGGGAUAUUCUCACAGACUUCAUAUAUCAAGUUGUGCUAGUACAACCAUAUAAAUAAGUAAUACCUGAAGUCUCAGUGUAACAUGGACAUUUACAGUGAUGACAGAUAAAUGCAGACGCUUGGGAAUCAAAUACUAGGCGAAACACUUUUAAAAAAGAAAGGAAUUUAGGAAGUUCUAGUAUUCUCCAUGGCUGAAGCUGAGAGUCUGAAACCAUGAUGCUUAAGCUCUAUUCUAGAUCAUAGCUCCAACUCCUUCAGGAUAUAAGGAAAAGAGAUAAUAUUUCCACAAUGAUAGAUCUUUGGUUGUACAGGUUUCCCAAUGAGUGGAUCAUGAUGACCGUAUUGUAGGGACUUGCCAUAGUAUGGCUGCUUCCCGAUCUACUCGUGUUACAAGAUCAACAGUGGGGUUAAACGGCUUGGAUGAAUCUUUUUGUGGUAGAACUUUAAGGAAUCGUAGCAUUGCUCAUCCUGAAGAAAUCUCUUCUCAUUCUCAAGUACGGUCAAGAUCACCAAAGAAGAGACCAGAGCCUGUGCAAAUUCAGAAAGGAAAUAAUAAUGGAAGAACUACUGAUAUAAAACAGCAGAGUACUCGAGAGUCAUGGGUAAGCCCUAGGAAAAGAGGACUUCCUUCUUCAGAAAAAGAUAACAUAGAAAGGCAGUCUGUAGAAAAUUGUGAAAGAAGGCAAACAGAACCUGUUUCACCAGUUUUGAAAAGAAUUAAGCGUUGUCUUAGAUCUGAAGCAGCAAACAGUUCAGAAGAAGAUUCACCUAUAAAAUCAGACAAGGAGUCAGUAGAACAGAGGAGUACAGUAGUGGACAAUGAUGCAGAUUUUCAAGGGACUAAACGAGCUUGUCGAUGUCUUAUACUGGAUGAUUGUGAGAAAAGGGAAAUUAAAAAGGUGAAUGUCAGUGAGGAAGGGCCACUUAAUUCUACAGUAGUUGAAGAAAUCACGGGCUAUUUGGCUGUCAAUGGUGUUGAGGACAGUGAUUCAGCUGUUGUAAACUGUGAUGACUGUCAGUCUGAUGGGAACACUAAACAAAAUAGCACUGGUUCCUAUGUGUUGCAGGAGAAAUCAGUAGCUGAAAAUGGGGAUUCGGAUACCCACACUUCAAUGUUCCUUGGUAGUAGGAAGGAGGACAGUUAUAUAGACCAUAACGUGCCUUGCACAAAUUCAGAAGUGCAGGUCAAAUUGGAGGACCACAAAAUAGUAACUGCCUGCCUGCCUGUGGAACAUGUUAAUCAGCUGACUAUUGAGCCAGCUACAGGCCCCUUUUCUGAAAUUCAUUCAUCUUUAAGGGAUUCUGAGGAGGAAGUAGAUGUGGUGGGAGAUAGCAGUGCCUCAAAAGAGCAGUGUAAUGAAAGCACCAAUAACGCCCUGGACCCAAGUCUAGAGAGUAUGCCAGUCUCCGGAGAACCAGAACCAUCUUCUGUUCUAGACUGUAUUUCGGCUCAAAUGAUGUCUUUAUCAGAACCUCAAGAACAUCGGUAUACUCUGAGAACUUCACCCCGGAGGGCGGCCCCUACCAGAGGUAGUCCCACUAAAAACAGUUCUCCUUGCAGAGAAAAUGGACAACUUGAGGAGGAUAAUCUUAAUCCCAGUGAAACAAAUGCACCUGUUAGUGAUAAUAUAAGUGAGUCUCUCACAAAUCCCGAUGAAAUUUCUCACAAUGAAAAAGGCAUAUGUUGUGACUCUGAAAAGUAUGGGAGUGAAGGACUAAGUAAGCCAUCCUCAGAGGCAAGACUCAAUAUUGGACAUUUGCCAUCUGCCAAAGAGAGUGCCAAUCCGCACAUUACAGAAGAGGACGAUGAUGAUCCUGAUGUUUAUUACUUUGAAUCAGAUCAUGUGGCACUGAAACACAACAAAGAUUAUCAGAGACUGUUACAGACGAUUGCUGUACUCGAGGCUCAACGUUCUCAAGCAGUCCAGGACCUUGAAAGUUUAGGCAGACAUCAGAGAGAAGCACUAAAAAAUCCCAUUGGAUUUGUGGAAAAACUCCAGAAGAAGGCUGAUAUAGGGCUUCCAUAUCCACAGAGAGUUGUUCAAUUGCCCGAGAUUGUAUGGGACCAAUAUACCAAUAGCCUUGGGAACUUUGAAAGAGAAUUUAAAAAUCGCAAAAGACAUACUAGGAGAGUUAAGCUAGUUUUUGAUAAAGUAGGUUUACCUGCUAGACCAAAAAGUCCUUUAGAUCCUAGAAAGGAUGGAGAGUCCCUUUCAUACUCUAUGUUGCCUUUGAGUGAUGGCCCAGAAGGCUCAAACAGUCGUCCUCAGAUGAUAAGAGGACGCCUGUGUGAUGAUACCAAACCCGAAACAUUUAACCAGUUGUGGACUGUUGAAGAACAGAAAAAACUUGAACAACUACUCUUGAAAUACCCUCCUGAAGAAGUAGAAUCUCGACGCUGGCAGAAGAUAGCAGAUGAACUGGGCAAUAGGACAGCAAAGCAGGUUGCCAGCCGAGUGCAGAAGUAUUUCAUAAAACUAACUAAAGCUGGCAUUCCAGUCCCAGGCAGAACACCAAACUUAUAUAUAUACUCCAAAAAGUCUUCAACAAGCAGACGACAGCACCCCCUUAAUAAGCAUCUCUUUAAACCUUCCACUUUCAUGACUUCCCAUGAACCACCAGUGUAUAUGGAUGAAGAUGAUGACCGAUCCUGUUUUCGUAGCCACAUGAACACUGCUAUGGAGGAGGCAUCAGAUGAAGAAAGUAUUCCUAUUAUGUAUAGGAAUUUACCUGAAUAUAAGGAACUAUUACAGUUUAAAAAGUUAAAAAAACAGAAACUUCAGCAAAUGCAAGCUGAAAGUGGAUUUGUGCAACAUGUGGGCUUCAAGUGUGAUAACUGUGGCAUAGAACCUAUCCAGGGUGUUCGGUGGCACUGCCAGGAUUGUCCUCCAGAAAUGUCUUUGGAUUUCUGUGAUUCUUGUUCAGACUGCCUUCAUGAAACAGAUAUUCACAAGGAAGAUCACCAACUAGAACCUGUUUAUAGGUCAGAGACAUUCUUAGACAGAGACUACUGUGUGUCCCAGGGCACCAGUUAUAAUUACCUUGACCCAAACUACUUUCCAGCAAACAGAUGACAUGGAAGAGAACAUCAUAUACUAGUCCUCUUCAACACAUAGCAAUGGUAUCAUUGUGAAUUAUGUGCACAGUUUGGAAAGAUUCUCUACUUUCCCUGAAAUGACACUCACAGCAUGACAGCUUCCUGAGUGUUCUCGUCAACAGCUCUGCACCGUUGUGGCUCUAGAUCACUGUUCAGCAGCUGAACAUUCCUGGUGAGCAAAAGGGUUUCCCUGGUGAAAUUCUUACCACCUUAAAGCCUUUUAGGUGGUGAUCUUAAAUGGGUGAGAUGGAAAUGAGAGCACAUAUUAAAGAGAGAGUAAAUUCCAAAGGUUUCAAAGAACUUGGUCAUAAAUAUGCUAAUGAGAAGACAAAGUAUUUAUAUUAAAACAGUUUAGUAGCUUUCAGUUUUGUGAAAAUAGUUUCCAGCACAGAAACUGACUUCCUUAGACAAAGUUUUAACCAAUGACGGUGUUUGCUUCUAGGAUAUAUAAACUUUAAAAGAACUCACUGUCCCAGUGGUGGCCACUGAUGGCCUUUAGUAAAUUGGAGCUGCUUAACCAUAUUGAUGUCUAAUUUCUUUUAACCACAAUGAACUGUCCUUAUUACCAACAGUGAAGCACUACAGGAGGCAACUGUGGCAUUGCUUCCUUAACCAACUCAUGGUGUGUGAAUGUUAUAAAAUUGUCACUCAGAUAUAUUUUUUAAAUGUAAUGUUAUAUAAGAUGAUCAUGUGAUGUGUACAAACUAUGGUGAAAAGUGCCAGUGGUAGUAACCGUGUAAAGUCUCUAAUUCACAACAUUAAUUCCUUUAAAAUACACAGCCUUCUGCCUCUGUAUUUGGAGUUGUCAGUGCAACUCAUUGAAGAAAACUGCCUAAUAGAAAAAUCAUAUAUAUGGUAAUAAUUUCCCUCUUUUGUAGUCUGCACAAGAUCCAUAAAAGAUUGUAUUUUUAUUACUAUUUAAAACAAGUGAUUAAAUUUAGUCUGUGCAGUGAGCAAGAGUUCACAUGCAUUCUUUUAUACUGCUGGAUUUUGUUGUGCAUCAUUUAAAACAUUUUGUAUGUUUCUUCUUAUCUGUGUAUACAGUAUGUUCUUGAAUAAUGUUCAUUUGUCAGGAGAACUGUGAGAAAUAAACUAUGUGGAUACUGUCUGUUUAUAUUA
Messenger RNA from Kogia breviceps (pygmy sperm whale), 4406 nucleotides. The record is from RefSeq and is a predicted model, not a curated record. Lineage: Eukaryota; Metazoa; Chordata; Mammalia; Artiodactyla; Physeteridae.